Messenger RNA from Recurvomyces mirabilis, 483 nucleotides. It is a transcript of the gene SAP7, whose product is annotated as Candidapepsin-7. The record is from RefSeq and is a predicted model, not a curated record. The transcript is spliced from 2 exons. Lineage: Eukaryota; Fungi; Ascomycota; Dothideomycetes; Mycosphaerellales; Teratosphaeriaceae. The coding region runs from base 1 to 483 and encodes 160 amino acids.
AUGGCCUUGACCACUCCUGAUGGGAGUUCCAAGAGCGUUGUCUCCCCGGAGUCCAACAGACACUUCAUGAUGGACUCGGGUGGUCCGGAUUCCUACUUUCCUUCUUCAGUCGUGGAAGAGAUGGUCGUCAUGCUUGAGCCGUAUGGCUUGGUCAAAGGUCACAAACAAGGCUCGUACAUGGCUCCUUGCGGUAUAGUCGAUCAACCCGGUGGUCUUGAUCUCCGGUUUCUGGGUGGUCGUGGUGAUGCGAGUGGACCAAGCUAUCGUAUUCACUUCCGCGACCUGUUCGACGAUAAGGAGAAGCCGGAACAGAAGGUGGACACCAAGAUCGGAGCAUGUCAGUUCUUGCGCUCCGUCUAUGUGGUCACUAAUCUUGAUGAGCGCACUGUCGGGCUCGCUCAGGCCGUGGACCGUGCUAGUGAGUUGACGGAUAUUCAAGAGAUCAAGGCUAGCGACGACUUUGGCGGUUGCAAUAGUGCGUGA